Messenger RNA from Saccoglossus kowalevskii, 1125 nucleotides. RefSeq lists its product as uncharacterized. Gene Ontology annotation, biological process: protein refolding; response to heat. Gene Ontology annotation, cellular component: cytoplasm; nucleus. Lineage: Eukaryota; Metazoa; Hemichordata; Enteropneusta; Harrimaniidae. The record is from RefSeq and is a predicted model, not a curated record.
UAUAUAAAAGCCAAACAUGCCACCAGCACAGCAGUUACCUGAUAACCUCGAUUAAUAAGAGAGAAGAACAAAACGUCUGCUCAUAUUUCUGCAUUAACCACGACACUGCAGUAAUGGCUUAUUAUAUCGCAUCGAUACCAGCAAACUACUGUGCCCAUCGGCAGUUACCCUACUUAGGAAGACAAAUGUGGCCGUAUUAUACGUCAGACUGGCAGGACCUGGCCCUCGCUGACGCCAUUUUAGAAGGGAUCGUCAAACGUCGUACCAGCUGCGACGAUUGGCAUGCUGGAACGUCACGAAAAUCUCCCGUCAAACGCACAGUUGCCAAACAGACCGAUACGCCCGAUGACGGGAAUUGUGAACGGGAGGCUGUGAGUGGAGAAUCUGUUACUGAAUUGGAGCAGAGCCACAUUGAACCAAACGCGAAGAACUUCACGCUGACUGUAGAUGUUGAACACUUCAGUCCCGAUGACCUGAAGGUAAAACUUUCCGAUCAUGUUCUCACGGUGACUGGCGAAUCAACGGAGACCGACACAGACGGUAAUGUGUAUAGCAUGUAUACCUUCACUCGUGAGUUCACCAUUCCGGAAGACGUUGACGUCACAUCCCUGACCUCUAAACUUACAGGGGACGGUGUGCUGAUAUUCGAGGCUCCACGACUGGCUUUGAAAGAACCAACAGAAAGACACUUGCCUAUUACAGUUGACAGAACUGACGAGCCAAAAGAGCCGACAAUGAAUGAACUGACUGAAGAAACAAAGUCAGAAAUUGAAAUGGCGCAAAUAGAAGAAUCGCUGGAACGUGUAGGAGAUAAACAAAAUGUCGUCGAUGCAGAACAUUAAUCCGAAACAGAGUGUAUUCCAUCAAUAUAAUCGGACAGUCGCGAUGAAUGUCAUCGCUCGAAUAAAUUAUUUGACUGACAAUUGUUGUCAAGCACUGUUUCGGUAUAUACUGAUACUGGAAAAUAUUUAUCCUAUAUUUUGUUCCAUAAUUUCGGUUCAUCUGCAUUUGUUUUCAUCUUGUAUGCAAUGUUUACUUUUGUGAAAAUUACUCAAUCCAUGAUUAUUUUACAGACGAAUUGAAAUUUUCCGAAUUUCCAAAUUAUUUUUGACAAUUAUUUUUUUC